Molecule: messenger RNA, 2091 nt
Organism: Nilaparvata lugens (brown planthopper)
Lineage: Eukaryota; Metazoa; Arthropoda; Insecta; Hemiptera; Delphacidae
Product: 5-phosphohydroxy-L-lysine phospho-lyase
Cellular component (GO): mitochondrion
Molecular function (GO): transaminase activity; pyridoxal phosphate binding
Source: RefSeq, a predicted model, not a curated record
AGAUUAGGCGUGUAGCUGGUCAGUCAACAGUUGACAAGAGAGAGAGAGUGAGUAAAUCGACUCCGCUCCAGCAGCAGGCUUUUGGAAGAUUUGCAGUUGACCAGAUUUGCUCGUUGCUGGAUCACUUUUGUUAUCCAGCACCGCCAUGGAGUCUCUGGAACAGCUGCCCAAGAGUGAAACUAUCGAGCUUCGAAAAAAACACAUUGGGGAAUCCUGUUCGUUAUUCUACAAACAAGAACCGUUGAAAAUUGUUCGAGCGAAGGGUCAAUACAUGUAUGAUGAGAAUGGAGAAAAAUAUCUGGACUGCAUAAAUAACGUUGCACAUAUCGGUCACUGUCAUCCCGAAAUGGUGAGAGCAGCAAGUGAACAGAUCGCUCUAUUGAACACAAACAGCCGAUUUCUGCACGAUAAUUUGGUGAUUUGUGCCAAAAAACUGUCCAAGAUGUUCCCAGAUCCACUGUCGGUUUGCUUCUUCGUGAACUCCGGAUCUGAGGCCAACGAUCUAGCGCUGCGAUUGGCUAGAACGCACACGAAGCACCAGGACGUCGUCACACUGGACCACGCGUACCACGGCCACCUGACCUCUCUGAUCAGCAUUUCACCCUACAAGUUCAACAGUGGCAAAGGGCUGCCGAAGCCAGAUUGGGUGCACGUGGCACCCUGUCCGGACACAUAUAGAGGAAAAUUCAGAGAUUCUGAUUAUCCAGGAAGCGAUCUUGGGAAAAAAUAUGCUGAAGAGGUGAAAUUAUUGAUAAAAAGCGCGAGAGAUAAGGACAGAAAUAUUUCGGCAUUUAUUGCUGAGAGCCUGAUCAGCUGUGGAGGACAAAUAAUACCUCCAGCAAACUACCUCAGGAAUGUAUACAAAUAUGUGAGAGAGGCUGGAGGAGUUUGCAUAGCAGAUGAGGUGCAGUGUGGCUUCGGUAGAGUGGGCAAGCAUUGGUGGGCUUUUCAGUUGCAAGGUGAUGACGUCAUUCCUGACAUCGUCACAGUCGGUAAACCAAUGGGAAACGGACAUCCUGUUGCAGCAGUGAUUACAACACCAGCCAUAGCCAAAAGCUUCAAAGAGACUGGAAUCGAAUAUUUCAAUACAUACGGAGGAAAUCCUGUUUCGUGUGCAAUUGCCAAUGCAGUUAUAUCGGUGAUCGAGAACGAACGUCUCAGAGAGAACGCAACAAGGGUUGGCAAUUAUAUUCUGAAUUCGGUGCAGAAACUCAGAAGCAAGCAUGCUUUGAUUGGCGAUGUGCGCGGAGUGGGUCUCUUUGUCGGCAUCGAAUUGGUCCACGACAGAGAUGGAAAGCGCAAGCCAGCAGUAAGAGAAGCCAGUUUAGUAUUAAAACGGAUGAAAGAAGAACAAAUCCUACUCAGUAGUGAUGGACCUGACGCUAAUGUGAUCAAGCUGAAGCCUCCUAUGGUAUUUACAACGGAAAAUGCCGACCAUUUCGUAAGAGUAUUCGAUGACGUCAUGACAGAAAUUGGCAAUGGACUAUUGGCCAAUGACAGGACGUAUUCACCUGAGAGACGGAAAAUCAGUGAAGAGGAAGGUGGGAAUCACCUCCAACACAAGAGAACCAGAACUGAUAAAAUUGAUCCAUCGAAAAAUGAGGAUAAGAUAAUCAUAAAGACUUGAGUAGCUGAAUCUACUCCAUUCUACUUCCACAAAUUAACCUGAUGAAUAACAUAAUAGGACCUACUGGAAAUAACUGCUUUUCAUAUACCCAUAUUAGGUAUGCUUUUCACCUUUGCAGGUAUAAGAAGCAUUGCUAUACAUAAAAGGAUAGUUAUGUAUAGUAAUUUUAUUUUUGUACAUAUUUGAUUUUUCGUUACAUAUUUUUAAUAUUAAUAGGAAAACAUUAUAAGUAUUUUUUUGUUUAUUAUAUUUACUUUAUUUGAUUCUGUUUUAUUUUUUUAUUGCCAUGAUGAGAGGCCUAGUGCAUCUGUGUAGAAUUUUUCAAUAGUGUUACUGUACUCCUUAUAGGUCUGUACAUAACUGUUUGAUAAUAUACUUCAAUUGUCUGUUGAAAUAAUCUGAAGGCCUAGAGAAUUUGAGAACAAUAAUUUAUGCUUUGUUAAUAAACUAUUUAAGAAAUCUAA